CAGGGCUCAAUCGAUUCGGCUUGUCGUCCUUAUCAAGAAUAUAUAUAUUUUAUGGGGUCUGCCACGCUGCCUUCUGCCUGCGACAUACAUUUGUACACAACCAUUAUACCAUGAUUUCCCAUAUUCAAUGGGAUCAGAUCAGGGUAUAAGAAUUAAACAGUUUAUUCCCUUAUACAACGGCAAUCAUGUUUACCAUCAAUCAACACAAGAAAUUUGUUAUACUGGACUGUGAUGGGGGGAGUGACGAUGCUUGGGCGUUAUUACUACUUUUACGCGCUGAGCAGUGCGGUUUUAUUCAACUAUUGGCGGUGACAACAACCGGUUGUGGUAAUACAACAUGUGAAAACGCCGCACGUAACAUGAGACGUAUACUCACAGCUUGCUCCAGGAAUGACAUACCAAUUUACAUGGGCGCAGUAGAACCACUUGCUGGUUACGUCGAUGCGGAUAGAAAGUUAUUUCAUGGACGCGAUGGAUUCGGUGAUUGCCUAAAUGAUGAAAACAGUUUACAUAUAUCCAGUUAUGUGCAACCACAGCAUGCAGUUAUGGCCAUACACGAAUUUUGCAAGCAACGACCUCAGCAAAUAACUAUUAUUGCGGUGGGUCCACUCACUAAUCUGGCACUGGGUUACACUAUGUAUGGUGAACAAUUUGGACUGUGCAUCAAAGAUAUUUACAUAAUGGGCGGAAACUAUCAGGGAGUCGGAAAUUCGUCACGUUCCGCCGAGUUUAAUUUCCAUUCAGAUCCGGAGGCUGCACAUGCUGUGCUGUUAAAAACCCCAUGUCCAAUUACUAUACUGCCAUGGGAACCAUGCACCAAAGAGCGUUUCAACAUACCUAUAAACUGGCGCCUAGGUGAGUUUGUUCAAUGCGCUGCUGCUUACAAACACCUUGCAAUCGAUAUACUUAACCAAGUAGAAAAUUCCCAGUAUGAGAUGGAUAAUUGGAACCCCUGCGAUGCAUUGUUAGUAGCAGCAUGGCUUUUUGAAAAACAGUUUAUUAAAAAGUCGAGUACUUGGAAUGCGACCGUCGAUCUUACAGGUACACAUACUCGUGGGCAAAUGGUCCUUGAUCAUUUAAGAGAGUGUAAAAAGUUUCCAGAGAAUGUUCGCAUCAUUGAAUUUGUCGAUGACGAAUGUUUUAAACAUAUUGUUGAGUGGGCUGCUGGAUUGCGUGAUACUUUAGACGAAAAUAAAUAACCAUAUAACAUCCUUACGUCGAGACUAGCAAAAUACAUGUAACUCUAAAUUCGUUGUCAAUAAACUUUUUAGA
Messenger RNA from Drosophila hydei, 1272 nucleotides. RefSeq names its product pyrimidine-specific ribonucleoside hydrolase RihA. NCBI's taxonomy places the organism in Eukaryota, Metazoa, Arthropoda, Insecta, Diptera, Drosophilidae. The record is from RefSeq and is a predicted model, not a curated record. Bases 186 to 1199 code for a protein of 337 amino acids. Gene Ontology annotation, molecular function: hydrolase activity, hydrolyzing N-glycosyl compounds. The transcript is spliced from 4 exons.